AUGCAGCGUUCUCUUUCCCUCCCGGGGCCUGCGCAUGCUUCCCCUCCCGCCUCUCCUACGAUCACGCAGGUCUCCUCGAGAAGUCCAACCCCAUCUCCGCUCGAUAACCACAUAGUUCCACCAAGACUACAUCGAUAUUCCUCUCGAAGUCCUAGCAGACCCCCAACUUCCUACAAAGAAACUUCAGACCGCGAUCGACAUCGAAGCCGCUCUCGUCAAGCAUCUCCUACUCCAGUUCACAGACGAUCAGAAAUCUCCCAACCUUCCCCACAACACAAAGCCGCUCCCGAAACGAUACCCGUUUCUUCUCCUGUCAAAGCUCCCCCGCGUCCCCUCCUCCAGGAUGUCUCACAAUAUUCAAAUCCCCAGAUUGCAGUAGUUACUGCAUCUGCGGCUGCCACAACUUUGGAAGAGCUUGCCCAUCUAGUCCGGUUGUCAACGUACCAGGAAAAGAAGAGAACCCAUUCCAGGGUACGACUCCAACGGUCUUUGGUUUCCACGGCCCUCUCCGCACGGCUGGCACGAUGUGGAGAAUUAUCGCAUCGCACUUUGGUUGACAAUUUCCGUGGUGACGAGAAGAAAGCUUUUGCUAAUCUCUAUAAUGCCAUUCAUGAUGUUAGAAAUUCGUGUGAUGCGACCAGGAGAUAUGCGCUUUUGGAGCCAGACUUGGAUGGAGUACGGCCCAAUGGUAAUGGCGACGAGACUCUUUCAACCUUUAUGCAUGAUAUUCCACGGCGUUCUCGAGAGACCCUUACCAGAUUUCUAACCCAGAUUAGAACCAACCCGGAUUAUUUGGCCAGUCGUUUAGCGAGUCUUUCUCAUUCAGAAUUGUCUGCGUUGACGAUAUUUCAUCAAGGAUUGGAACCAGUGGAAUCUGUUUUGCCAUUUCAUACCAGAUCCAAGAGCCAUCUUCCAAGUGCCCAUCGAAAUUCUCCACAAGCCCCUACAGCAGUUGAGCGAUUGCUUUCCUUUCAACGUCAUGAUCCGUUAUCUGCUUUGAUUCAUACGUGCUUUGCCAAUUCAGCAGGUCCAGAUUCUUUGGAAGAUCUCAGGAGAACCGAUGUUUGGGCGACGGCUUGCGCAAGACUGAUCAAUGAUAGCAAAUCUGGCUUGGAUCCUUUCGUUUGCAGCGUUCUCAAUGUUUGGACAGCCAUGCGUGAUUGGUCUGGUCGCAGUAACAUGGAAUGGUAUCUUAUGAAGAUCCUGGAAGAUGGAGCUUUUCUGUUGGAAAAAGCCGAGGACCAAGCUGGAACCCGGAUUCAUGUGGAGCCUCGAAAUGCGAAAGAUUCCAUUGCUGCUGAUGAGUUUUACGCUUCGGCUAUUCAAGGUCUUUUCGAGAUUGUUGAUGAUCCAGGAGCUGGUGGAAUUCCGGAAGGACUCCUCGAACUUGGAAAUGCGAUUCUUCGAAAGGUUGAUGAUCCAAAGAGGAAUGCGUCUACCAAGGUUUUCUUGGUGUCAAAAUGGCUCUUUUCGACAUUCUUACUUAAUGUUAUUGUCCAUCCUGAGGCAUAUGGUAUGAUGUCGGAAUAUCACAUCACAGAGUAUGGAAGGCAAAAAAUUCUCAAGGAAGUGGCCAUGCGCUCUUCCAAAUAUGUGGUAGAUCUUGUGUGGUCGAGAGCAUCUGCGCCCUUAUCAAUCAAAGGCCAUAUUGAGAAUAUCAUGUCACGGUUCCGUAGCCGACCAUCCAAAUCAAAGGCAAAACUCCUUCCAGCUCGAUCAAUCACCUCAUUACGGGAAACUUCAGAAGUACACCCUUAUCUUGUUCUUGGACCAUCGGAUCUGGUAACUAUGGUAAAUGCUCUUUUCCCAGAGAAACGUCCAGUUUCAAGCUCGUUAGCCAGGGACAUUCAUGGAUUACGUUCCUCCGCUUCUUCUGUUUCCGGUAUGUCUGUAAUGACAGCGUCCAUGCCAAUGCAUGCAUCUCGAUAUACCUUCGACAAUGCUUCCGUGAUAAGCAACAGUGCAUCUUCAGUCACGAGCGAUAUCACAACUUCACGUGAGCCAUUACUGGAUGAUGGAUCAAGUGCAACCCAGAGAUAUCCCAGUGGGACUCAUUACCACGGUCACAACCAACGGUUGAGUUACUAUGAAGAUGAUGGUUAUGAAUUACGAGUUGCCAUUGACGAGAUGUCUAAUGCUUUGGGCUUAGAAAAUAUAACCGGAACCUGUCAUCCGUGCGCCGAAAGGUGGGCGGUGCUGUUUAUCUCUCCUGAUGGCCAAAGUUUGUCGACUCAGAUGCUUCACGAUCCAGAUGAUGAAGCUGAAGAGGAAGAGUUUACCACAAGUAGCGACAGCGAGGAUGAUUCUUACAAUUCUCGGCCUGAUCUGGACAAAGAUUAUCAUCAGCUUCGAGACUCGAUACUGAAGUUGCUGGAGGAUUACGAAAUACCACAGUCUGUGCAUUCGAGAGAAGAAUCAAAAACUUUCAGCAAUCGAACUUCGACUUUGGAGAGUCCUCGAAAGAAACAACGCAGCAGACCUGGCUCCUCAGCCAAACCGCAAUCAAAGAAUCCAUAUCGAGCGCGCGAAAAUAGCACAGAUACAAAGGCAAUCGAUUCCAAGUUGACUCGGGUUCGUGGUGACUCGGAGAGUGGCAAACAGACUGAUGACGAGUCUCAACCAGUACUUGUGACGAUGCUUGAAGCUGCGGAAUCUCAAUGUCAAGCUCAAUCGGAUUUUGUCAAUGCUCACUUGUACUGGAAGACGCUGAAUCAACUUCAUCAGAUAUCUUCUCCUUCCCUGAGACGCGAUGGCUAUGCUUCUCUUCUGAACAUUUUCUCACGUGGACCAAGAGAUUCAAUUCGGCGGUCAGCGGGUGCUAUUGAGGAGUACGACGCAUGGCUUGUUUGGCUGAAGCAGUCUCAAGAAAGACAUGAUACCACGAUUGAGUCAAUGAUGAAGAGAUUGAAAGCACUUCGCGACAAGAUGUGGUAUGUCAAUGAUGUCAGAAAUUCGGCCGCGUACGAAACGGCACGAAAUAUCGCAGUGGCUCUGAAGUGUAUGGCAGCACCAAAGAAGGCAUCCUAUCUACCUCCAGCAAGUGCACGACCUCGCAAUAUUUCUAAAUCGUCCACGAACAAUUUUCUGCUAAAGACGGAAGCACAAGUGAUGGAUAUGAUGGCGGCUGCUGAAGAUCAAGGCGGUCCAAACAAACUUUCGGAUGAACAAUCCGAGAGGACAUUACGUUGGCUAUCACAAUUUGGGAUUGAAAACUUUUGCAAGGGAGAAGAACGUAUUCACCGUUUUUCCUUGGAGAUCGAAGCUUGCAUCAACAAAUUAGUUGGCGAUAAUCUUAUGGAUGGGCCUGUUCUAUGGUCUAGCGAAUUGUACUAUCGAGAUAAACGCAUUCUAGAUAGCGGAAGACAAAAGGGGGAUUUGUACAUAAAUGGAUUUGGAGCGCUGAAUAUUUCCGGCGAUGAUCUUACCGACCCCGACGCUGGACGACGGAGUCUCAGAAAUACCGACUUUAAUAGAUCAGGAAUACGGGAUCUUCGAGCAAUGUCAGCACGAAAUCAAUCUCAGCAAAGCUUUGACUCGGGUCGGUUUAGUAGUAUUACUCGAUUGAGCACGACUGGAGAUUUGAUGGACUCGCAAGAUUAUUUCGGCAUGUCUAGUCCUGUCUUGACAAUCGAUUCUGCAACUACGUUUUGGUCACCAUUUCAGACCAGAGCUCAGUCACCUACAACGAGUAUCAGCAGUCAUAGGCCUGGGACAGCCUCGUCUACGAAUGACACGGUUAUGAUGAAGGAGGAACGUGCAAGUGAAGCGAAGCAGAAGUUUUUGACAGAGCUGAAGCAAACUCUUACGAGCUUACUUCUUAGUGACUUGGGAAUGCUUGUUUUUGCUCGUGGUAGUGAGACCGAUUCAUGGUUUGCUGGCGAUCUUGGACAGGAUUGUAUGGAGAGACGUGAGCGUCAAGAGAGGAAAGCUCGUCGAAAGCACAAGAGACGGACGUUGGAGAAGAAGAAGAGUAUGAGAGAUUUGCGAGGAGCUCAGAAGAGUGAUUUGCCUGGUGAACGACCUGAUGCAUUUCUCGAAAGAGUUGAUAGGGCAUCUCCUAUUUCGACAAGAGCGUCAUCUGAUCGUGGAUCGGUUGAUUUUCAGACGGAGGGGUCUUCGACGAGUGAGACGGCUAUGCGGGUUUCUAGGAAAAUGGUGCCAAAGGAUUUGGACUCGCCUGAUUUCCCGUAUCGUCAAGCUUUUCAGCGAUUGUUGAGAAUGUUUUCGGUGCAUCCGAAUCCUUAUGCUAAGCUCAAUGCGCUGUAUGAGCUGGAGCAUCUCAUCAUUGCGUUUCUUACGCCGUCGGCACCGAGACGACCACGGAUACGACAGGAAACUUUGACUGCAGCUCCUCCAGCUGAAGUCCAACAUAUCAAUGCAUUUGGCCACAAUGAUAAUAGCACCGCGAUGCCGCGUGCUAAAAAUCUUGAGGAGGCUAUUGAUAAUUGCAAGGAGCGUCGAUCGCAUACUCUGAAUCUUCCUGAGCCGACUUCGCCUGUUCAUCGAACUACGGAUCGAAAUGCAAAUCCGGCAAGCACUGAUAUGAUUGUGGACGUUUUACAGGAUUUGUUUCGGGAUCCUGAUAUUCGACCAAAGACUCUUUUCCGAGAUUUGCAGUUUAUCGCCUCGUUUGUUCCUGCUGCCGUUUUGGAUAAGACUGAACGUGGUAAAGCUUUUUGGGAUGCUGGGCUUGCCGCGCUGGGUUUGAAGCAGGAUGUCUGCCAGACGCUGAUUCAGAUUGCGGAUGAAAUCAUCGUUCAUGACAGCCAGACGCGAAAGACAACAACCUCCCCGGAAUUACUCCAACCAGCCUCAUCCGGCGAGCAUAUGAAAUAUAGCAUGCAAGACGCCGGUAAGAUGUGGACCAUCACCGCCAAAGAAGGUGAUCCAGUAGCUGAGAGGGAGCUUGCAAUUUUCUACCUCACUCAUCCAGAGUUGGUCGAGCGAGUCACUGCGCCGUUGAGUAAACCCCGCGAGACGUUCAAGGCGCAGGUCAUGGAGAUGCAUGGGGGGAGUAGUGCGGGUAAGGAGGACCGGGAUAGAGAGAGAAGCGAUCCGGCGACGAUGUGUGUCGCGUAUCAUUGGAUGGAGUUGAGUGCGUUGGGUGGGGAUGGGCUCGCGAAGACGUAUUUGAGGCAGAGGGAGGAGUUGAAUGCUAUUCCGUAG
Glarea lozoyensis ATCC 20868 is the source of this 5166-nucleotide messenger RNA. RefSeq lists its product as uncharacterized. The record is from RefSeq and is a predicted model, not a curated record. The transcript has 4 exons. Lineage: Eukaryota; Fungi; Ascomycota; Leotiomycetes; Helotiales; Helotiaceae. Bases 1 to 5166 code for a protein of 1721 amino acids.